Molecule: messenger RNA, 2291 nt
Organism: Girardinichthys multiradiatus
Lineage: Eukaryota; Metazoa; Chordata; Actinopteri; Cyprinodontiformes; Goodeidae
Product: SH2 domain-containing adapter protein F-like
Exons: 8
Coding region: 286-1536 (416 amino acids)
Molecular function (GO): phosphotyrosine residue binding
Source: RefSeq, a predicted model, not a curated record
GAUGUGGCUUCGCUCAGAUGCUCGGAAAUAAAUCUGCUACUUAAAAUUCAAAUAUCCCAACGUGCCCUCGGCUCGGCGGCACAGUGCCAUGCCAGUCGGUGUGUUGUCCUGGGGUCAGUCCAAGCCUUAGCUACCCAUAGCUAGCUAACCCGGUCGUCUCUCACCCAGCUUUUCUUUGAGCAUGUUUUAUUUUUAGGAAAGACAACAUUCAUGAAAUCCGCCGGAUGAUAACCGGAGGAACAUAACCGGAACGGGGGGAACCGUCAGUCCAAAGAAAGAGGAUCCAUGGCAAAGUGGCUAAAGGACUACUUAAACCUAGGCAGCAGGCGUGAUCCUCCUCAGCCCCCGAGGCCAGAUUACACUGAGAGUGAGAUUUUAAGGGCCUACAGAGCUCAGAAGGAGCUGGAUUUUGAGGAUCCCUAUCAACACAGUGAUAAGGAGCAUCAGAAUGGGGGUUUUAGCUCUUGUAGUACAACAGUGAGCCUCCCCUCUUUCCCUGCGUUCGGUUCUGAGCUGUCUGAAGGUGUGGAGGUGAAAGUUGUGUCUCCAAAACACAGACUAAUUAAAGUGGACUCUCAGGAGUUUGGCCGCUGUAAAAUUCCUCUCAGUCCAGUGACUGUUCACGAAGAGCCUGUGGUUCCUUCUGCCCCAGCAGCAUCAGAUGGUGAAACAGAUUACUCUGAUCCCUUUGAUGCACGUCCAGACCCAAGAGCCAGACCGAACUGGGAGCUCAAAUCUGCACCAACAGACUGCUGCAGCUACAUGGAGCCAUUCGAGGCCCAGCGGAUUAUUGCAGAUCUGCAACACAGCGUCAUGACUACCAGGUCCCCGAGUGGAGAUGGUGGCCAGUUAUACGAUAACCCUUAUGAGGAGAAGAGCCGUCCCCACCAUCGAGCUGCUCUGCCAGCACAGCAGCAGAUGCAGAAAACUGACGGUAGACUUGGCUUGAUUGACAGCAGGGAGAGCCGGCUGCCUCAGGACGAUGAGAGGCCGGCUGAUGAGUACGACCAGCCGUGGGAGUGGAAGAAAGACAACAUCUCUAAAGCUCUUGCAGUUCAGUUUGAAGGAGCAGAAAGGGAACGCUCCCGAGCUCAGUCAGAACACACAAGGUUUACCAAAACUGCCUCUGCAUCAACUGCAUCUGACGCAACAACACUCCGUCUUGUUGGUGAUACUCCUCCUUUGCUGGGGGAGAGGGUGGAUCCAUCUCUGCCUCUGGAGCAGCAAGUAUGGUACCAUGGAACCCUGAGCCGCUCAGAGGCGGAGUCUCUGUUGACUCUGUGUAAAGAGAGUUCCUACUUGGUGAGGAAAAGCCAGAGCUGCCAGAAAGACUACUCCUUAUCACUCAGGAGUUGUAAAGGCUUCAUGCACAUGAAGUUCACCCAGUCCGCAGAUCAUCAUUACGUCCUCGGUGAAAACAGUCCUCCUUUCUUCACCAUCCCCGAGGUCAUCCACUACUACACUACACACAAGCUGCCAAUCAGAGGAGCUGAGCACAUGUCCCUGCUGUACCCCGUCAUUGUGCAGACCCUCUGACACUGAUGCGCAUGCUACUGUUUCUCCUGGUGCUACUGAAAGUAAUGUCUACUCAACAUUUACACACUUCCGCCUGUUUCUUCGCAAUUUUCCACUGCGAUCCUUCCAGCACUGCCCUGAAGAGUUUGUGCGGUGCCAUCUUUUCUAUAUGUUGCCAAAAAAUCUUUGUUUUAAUGUCAAGAAGCUAUAGCAGAAUAGAUUUAACAAUGCUUGAUCUGUAUUGCCUUCAUGCAGUCAAACGGGAUUCAGACGGAAACAAAGUUUGGGGUUGUUGGAGGGGGGGUAAAUUUAAUUUGUGCCCAAGACCAUGGUUGUUUUUCUUCCAUUAUUCUCUUUUGUUUUCAUCAGAUAUCUAGGUGGCUAAAACCACAGCCAAAAUGUUUCUAUAGCAACAAACAAUGCUAUUAUUGUUCUUGAAGUCUCUGUUACUAAAUGACCCAAACACUACAUCAGUUGCCUUGGCCUUCCUUUUCUUCCUUGGGCUCUGUGUUGUUCAGAUUCUUGUGAAUGUCCUGCGAUGUUGCAGCCGUGUACCCUGCAGUGUUCUUGUUUCAUCAUCUUAAUGUGUCAGGUUAAUACGACUUGUUAACAUCAAACUCCUGCAAUAUUAGUUUAGAGAAUAAUGAGUACAGUGUUCAACAGAAAGCUUGUGGCUUUGUGGUCCUGAUCACUUCAAAGCUUUGGUAGUUUAUUUACUGGACUGUUUUUAUACGAUUCUAAAUGUAAGCUCAAAAUAAAGGUGUUUUCCACUUUUC